This is a messenger RNA of Liolophura sinensis, 2150 nucleotides long. RefSeq names its product glutathione S-transferase A-like. Bases 127 to 804 code for a protein of 225 amino acids. The record is from RefSeq and is a predicted model, not a curated record. Gene Ontology annotation, cellular component: mitochondrion. The transcript is spliced from 6 exons. Gene Ontology annotation, molecular function: maleylacetoacetate isomerase activity; glutathione transferase activity. Gene Ontology annotation, biological process: L-phenylalanine catabolic process; glutathione metabolic process. NCBI's taxonomy places the organism in Eukaryota, Metazoa, Mollusca, Polyplacophora, Chitonida, Chitonidae.
CUACAUAAAUGACUGUCUGGCGUGCCUCAGCAGUGCCGUGACACCCAGACGCCGGGAUUUAAACGACAGCAGAAGAGGCAGUUUUAACAUUUCAUAGAAAAGUUGCCAAAAGAGCACGUUUUGAGAAUGGCAAACGGUAUGAUGCUUUACUGGGGCUCCGGCAGCGCUCCAUGCUGGCGAGUGAUGUUGGUUUUGCGGGAGAAAGGCCUGGAGUACAAGGACAAGAUGGUGUCGUUUGAGAAGAAGGAGCAUAAGAGUGAGGAAAUCUUGCAGAUCAACCCUCGUGGGCAGCUGCCUGCCUUUAAACAUGGGAACAUUAUUAUCAACGAGUCCAUGGCCAUAUGUGAAUAUCUGGAGGCUACUUUUAAGGGACAGGGCUCAACUCUCAUCCCUGACUCUCCAGAGGAGCGAGGCUUGGUGCUGCAGAGAGCCUUCGAGGCACUAAACGUCCAUACUAACUGCAUAGCAGAGGUGGUGUUGUACCACUGGAGAACCAAAGAAGAGGACAAAAAAGAGGAGGAUAUCAGAAAGAGAGAGGAAGCUUUCAGAAAAGAGGUGCAGCUGUGGGAGGGCUACUUUGUAAAGAUGGGUGACAAAUCAUUUGUUGCUGGGAAAACAUUCUCCAUGGCUGACUGUGUCUUUUUCCCACUGUUCGCCUUCCUGGUGCGGAUGGGCCUGGACUUGAAGCGCUAUCCUCAGCUGGCGAAAUACUACAACAUGGUCUCAGAAAGACCCUCAGUUAAAUCAACAUGGCCACCACAUUGGAAGGAUUCAGAAAACAAGACGAUGCUUCAGAACAUCUAAAAUAAGUCCUGUAUGUCAUUUAACCUCUCCACAUCCACUACCUUGGCACCAAUCUAACAUACAUGUAUAUCCAGCCUAUGGAAAGUCGUUCCUGCCUAUAAUAAUUCAGGUCCAAGCUGUGUAGUUCAUUAUUCAUUCUUGCCUUAAUUGCAAUAAAGAUAUUUGAUCAAACUAAAUAUGUAGUAGAGCAUAAUAGUCAAGCGCAGCACAGUGACUUAGGAGCCUCUCCCUAAAGCAUCUGCUGUCUUCGUCUCAACUUGUUCAUGGGGAGGUCCACCAGCAAGCUGGGGAUGGUUGUGGUUUUCCGCUGACCACAAUCAUAUAAGUGAAAUAUAAUUACAGCUUCGAAUGAUGAGAUGCAAUAAACAAACAUAGUCUAAAAACCACAUGUUAGCCAAUAUGCUCUGGCAGGGAUGGAUCUUGGCUGACUGAACAUGAAUAGUAAUGAACCAUCACAUUAUUCAGAGUUUAAAAGCCUGGACAUUUCGAGUAACUUUUCCAGACCUGAAAAGGUAGGGGUUUUGUGCUCAAAGCUAUUUUAAGAACAGCAGAAGCAACCGGAGUUUGGUGACAUUCUCUGGAGAAAUUUGUUUCCAAUUUCGAUAAACUUCCUGGAUGCACUUUGUUUGUGUAUGCUGAAGUUCAGCUGUUAAGAUCUGAAAAUGAGUCGGUCUUGCAUGACUUUCACGUCUCUGUAAAAACUAGUUGUUGGUAUUGCAAAAUGAUCAGAAAAAAUUGGGACUGCUACAAGAUAGUAAAGACGUCUCCUGCCAUUUGUCAGAUUGUUUGAGGAACUUAACAUUCUGUUAGAUUCUUUGAUUUUCGGAACAGUCUCAACAGGAUGAGAAGUACAAGCAUGUACAUGUAUAUCAGGGUUAUUACAGGGCCUUGAAAACUUUGGUAAAGACUGGAAUUUGAAAGUUACUUUUCCAGAUCUUUUAAAAUUUGGGAAAAAUUCUGAAAAUCAGGGGUUUUUGUCCUUCAGCUUGGAAAACCUUUCAAAUUGAGACUACAAAUUUACUGGAAAAUGUGAAUUUCCACCUAGGAAAAGCUUAGAAAUUUGAAAUUUUCAAAGCGUACGAAGCCUGGUAUACAUGUAUGUAUUGAAUGGAGAGGAGUCAAGUGCGUGCCUUGAAUGUGAACUGUGAAGAUGGAUCAAGGACGGCACUCUUUUCUCAUAUUUUGCCAGCUCCAUGUCAUUCCUGGAGUGGCAAUAGCGACAACACAACUAAUUUUUAACCAUCAUAAAAUAAUCACUUAUAUACACGCAGUGCAGACUGUUUACUUAAAUAACUGGUUUGAAUCACAUCCAUGUUGUGAGUACAUGUAUAUUAAAGUUGAAUGAA